AUGAUCGAUACUUUUGAAAUAACAAAAUUGUGUUUUUCUGAACACAUGAGCAGUCACCUAAUUAAAAUGGGAUCUUAUAAUAUUUUAUGUGACGUACCUUUAGAUAAGAAUGAAAUAUUAGAAAUUCGUGAGACCAUACCAAAGGAGAUUAAUAAAACCAAUGUUAUUUUGGAUAAUAAUAAUAAUAAUGAUGAAUAUUCGUCUUAUAAUUCUGACAAUAGACAUAAGGAUGGAUACAUAAAUAUCAGUAAUUUAGAAGAUUCUCCAUGUUUAUCAAAAAAAUUAUUAUUAAACAUAAGUUAUAUUCCUAUGAAGAUUCAUAUUAUAUUAAUUUCUUGUGUAGAAGGUUUUAUGGGUUUACCAAUAUUAUGUAAAUAUUUAGAUUUUAGAGAUACGCACAUAAUAUGUACAAAACCUGUAUUUACCUUUUCCAUGUGUGCUGUGGAAUGUUUACAAAAACAAGAGAAUUAUAUACCUGAAUGGGAUGAUGAAAAGAUCAACAUAAAAAAUAUGGAUACCUCCCAAAUAAAGAAUGAAGAUUAUUUUCAUACAAAAUGGAAUUUUAAAAAUUCCUUACAUCUAUUAUCUUAUAAAGAAAAUGUUUCAUUUAAACAGCAUGAUGAAAUAUUAAAUAUCACUCUAUGUAGUAGUGGCCACUCAUUAGGGAGUUCAAAUUUUUUUAUAUCAACAGAUUAUUUGAAUAUAUUUAUUAUAAAUAAAAGUUCUUAUAAUAUUAAAAGACAUACUUCUUCUUUUGAUUCAAGUAUGUUAAAUAAAUGUAAUUUCGUUAUAUUCACUUCAUUUUUAUUAUCCAAACAGUUACAAUAUUAUGUAGACCAAACAGGUCCUCAUUAUAAUAGCACAAGCUGUUCUCAACAAAAUAAGGUGAAUAUUAAUCAUAAUGAAACUAAUAGUAAUAAUAACAAAACAUGUGAUAAUAAUAAUAAUAACAAAACAUGUGAUAAUAGUAAUAAUAACAAAACAUGUGAUAAUAGUAAUAAUAACAAAACAUGUGAUAAUAGUAAUAAUAACAAUCCAUGUGAUAAUAAUAAUAAUAACAAUCUUAUUUAUAGCAACGAUGAGGCCGCGUUUUCUCCCAAAUCAUCCAACACAACACAGGCACAUAAUAUGAAACGAUUAAUAGUACAGAAAAUACAAUUACAUAUAGAAAAAUCAUACAAAGAUAGCUUAAACAAAAUAUGCUCACUUGUAUUAAAAACAAUAAAAAAUAAAGGAUGCGUAUUAAUACCCGUUGAUUUACAUUAUCUAUAUUUUAUAGAGCUAAUUGAAUUAAUUGGAGUUAUUAUAAGUAAACAUCUACCAAAAGAACAGCAAGUGUUGAUUUUUAGUGUUCUGUCAAACAUUCAAGAUGUCAUACAUCAAUUAAAUUUAUGUGCUGAAUGGGUCGAAGAAUCACGUAAAAAAAAAUGUAGUAAAAUAUUGAACCCUCAAGGUCCAUUUUCUAUAGAUAUUAUGAUUAAAAAUAAUAGAUUGAUUAUAGGAAAUAAUAUUAAUGAUAUAACUAAACAAUUUAGAUAUCCAUGUGUUUGUUUUAUACAUGACUCUUCAUUACGAUUUUCUGAAUCAUCAUUGUUAUUAGAAAAAUGGGCCAAUGAACAAAAUAAUACAUUAAUAUUAGUAGACCCUUUUUAUGAUCCUAUAAAAGUACUAUAUCCUUUUAAAAUAUAUGAAAAAAAAAUAAAUGUCCAUUAUUGUCCCCUUUCAUGGGAUCUUAAUGAAUUUCAUAUAAAAGAUAUAAUUAUGAGUAAUACGAAAAAUGUAAAUGUUACAAAGGAUACAUCUGGUAAGAAUAUAAAUAAUAAUAUAAAUAAUAAUAUAAAUAAUAAUAUAAAUAAUAAUAUAAAUAAUAAUAUAAGUAAUAAUAUAAAUAAUAAUAUAAAUAAUAAUAUAAGUAAUAAUAAAAGUAAUAAUAAAAGUAAUAGUAUUAAUAAUAAUGAUACACAUGUGUGUGUUUAUAUCAUGCCCGAAACAUGCAAGCAUAUUUUUACCGAUAUAUACGAAAUGUCAAAAAACGAACUACCAUUAACAUAUCAAAAUGUUACAAUUGAAAAACACAAUAAAAAUUAUAAUAAUCAUAAUAACCACAUAGACACAGAUCAAGACACAUUUCGCAAUAUUUUAUUCAUACAACCCUUUGAAAAAAAACAAAUAGCAUUCGAUAAAUUUGAAAAUUUCAACCAAAAAAUGAUACCUGUACGUUUUUCUCCAGGAGAAACCAAAAAAUUAGAAAGGAUUCUCAAAAAAGUAGACGAUUUUUUCUGUGCCAAUAUUAAAGCUCAAUAUACCUGCUCAUUCAUCGGGGACUAUAUAGAUGAAGAUCAUAUAGAAGAAUUUAAAGUAGAUGAACUAGAGGGGCAAAAUAAAUAUGAAAUAAUAAACGAUGAACAACAUGAUACUUCAAAUGAACAACAAAUUAAAUUAAUGGUGGGUUCUAUAAAUGUAGAUGUACUUAUAAGUAAUUUAUUACAUUCUGGAUAUAAUAAAAAUGACAUCCUGGUCGAGUAUCAACAAAACCAAGAAAAAGACACUGACACAAAUAAUAACGUUAUAUGGUCCAUUACAAUCAACUCUAUUAAAUCCAAAAUUAUUUGUCACGAUAAAUAUGAUAUUGAAGUCUGUACAAAUAAUAUAGAAUUUAGAGAGAAAGUUAAGAAGAUACUUUACAAAUUAGUAAACCAUAUAAUAGAAUGA
Molecule: messenger RNA, 2712 nt
Organism: Plasmodium reichenowi
Lineage: Eukaryota; Apicomplexa; Aconoidasida; Haemosporida; Plasmodiidae
Product: small subunit rRNA synthesis-associated protein, putative
Exons: 1
Coding region: 1-2712 (903 amino acids)
Biological process (GO): snRNA processing
Cellular component (GO): integrator complex
Source: RefSeq, a predicted model, not a curated record